CAGCGUGCAUGCUUCCAAGCUCCUCCUUCAUCAUCCAGAAAGGCGGAGCAAGAAUCUCAUUGGUCAUUGCCAAACGAUGGGCGGAGCCUCUGAAGACGCUGCUCCUGCAUCCAUGGCCGCCAUGUCAGACAUCCAGUUUUAAUGCAAUUAGGCAGGAGCCAUGGACUCCCGGCUUUACGCCACCGGUCCGCUGGUGGGAACUUUGCCCAUUGCACCGUACAGUGUGCCUUUAGGGCAUCACUACGCGCGGCUGAGGCCAGGUGUACCUCAGUCGUACAGUAUCGAAGGUAUUUUAGGUGUACAACCUCCCUUCGUCGCUAGCGUACCUGAUACACCGGCAGUACAUCGGGGAUCCCAACAAAAGAUCAUCACAUCACCUGUUGGGAAACCAAGCCUACCUAAAAAAGCCUCUUCGAACCCGUGCCGCUCGCCGGAGGAGAGGAAUUCAGCAGAGAUCAGGAGGAGACAACAGCGGCAGGAAGAGGCGGAGGCCGAGGAGGAGGAGGAGGAGAAGCGGAGGCGCACGCGGACCAACUUCAACGGGUGGCAACUGGAGGAGCUGGAGAAGGCGUUCGAAGCCUCCCACUACCCCGAUGUCUUCAUGAGGGAAGCUCUCGCCUCCAGACUUGAUCUCGUAGAAUCCAGGGUGCAGGUUUGGUUCCAGAAUCGUAGAGCCAAGUGGCGUAAAAAAGAGAACACGAAGAAGGGACCGGGCCGGCCGGCUCACAAUGCUCACCCUCAAACAUGUUCGGGGGAACCCAUCCCACCUGCAGAGAUCGCGAGGAGGGACAGAGAUCGUAAAGAGAAGAAACUGCGGAAGCAACUGGAAAGACAAGCCAAGAGGCUGCAACAGCAACAGAAAAUUGGCAAAGGAGCUUCAAGCGGCAUGGCUGAAUCUGUGAGACAGACCUUGAAUGAUCUUGUCCGGUUAAGUCCUCGAAAGGAUCCACAAACACUCUUGGGAACAGACCUGCACCUUCUUCUGGAAUCAAUGGGCUUUCGAAUACCCCAAGUUUCAGAAACGGUACCAUUUUCUUCGGAAAGAAACGAGCAUCAGGAAGUUUACUACACUGACGAAGACGUCGACGACACCAAUGACACGGAAGACCAUCAUCAAUCCUGCAUCGAGCCUUCAAACAACCUCUACAAAUCCAAAAACCCCUUCAGCAUCGCCAACAUCCUAGCUUCCGAUUGCAGCAGAAAGACAGUUCGACAGCUGCAUCCCUUCCCUACCUUGCUGCAGCAACCGGCUGGAUUUCUGAUCGUCCAAAGUACUGAUGACCGAUCUCCAGCCAGUCGUAGGACCAGCCUCACGGACAGUUGUACUAGUAGCUGCGGUUCAUCCCCAACUAGCCCAGAUAGAGAGGAUUAUGAUAUGGCCUCACCUUCGAUCGGUGGCACAACCCAUCCAUUGCUCAACCCUGGUUAAAGGAAGCAUAAGACGAUCGUGUCUUUGUCUUGUCCACCGAAUUCAACACCUAUCUGGUCAUAUUCGUAAAACUAUAUCUCGUUGUUGAUGUUGUCCUGAUCUUCGGCUUAGACUGAUGCAAGAAUUCUUUGGACUCGAUUCUGCAUCCAGAUACGAGAAUUCCACUUGUUCCUUCCUUUGUAUUACUGUAUAAUUCAUACAAUGUGUGAUGGAUUUGAUAUUCACCAAUAAGCAGGCGUAUUCGAGCCUAACAGUCAAUCAAGAUCAGAGUAAACCACAUAGGGGCCCUUAGACGAUGGAAAUCUCCGAACCCAUUUUUCCCUCUGCAGUUUCCAAAACUGGAGGAUUUUUAAAAAUAGAUUUUUAACUAAUCUCUGCAUAAACAAUUUUUAUGUCAGAAAUAUUAGAAUAAACUGCAAAAUCAAAUUAUAUUGUUUAUUUUUAAGGCACCCUCGAAAAAAUCGCCAAAAAAUGCAAACCGUUUGUCAACUAUUUUGACAUUUUAUACAAAAUAGAUCGGCGUAAUCUGAAAAUCGCCAAACAAACCCGGAAAUGCAGCCAUCUUGUCGAAAUCGUGGUAUCUCAUGUAUAAUGGAACUUGGCGGUCUUGGCGUUUUCUGAAAAUUGCCAAUCGCCAUCCAAGUAAAUCCAAGGGGGGAAAAAAUAAAGAAAUACCUAUUUUAUUGAGUUAUCUCCCUGUAAACAAUUUAAGAUUCAAAAGAAUUAUAAACAAAAUGGUAAAAAAUUUGAUAACUUUUUUUUUUAUUGCCUAAAUUUUCUAAUAGAAAUGUUUGCAAGAGCUGCUGAUUUGUGAGUCAGUUAUUCAAUGGCAAGAAAAUUGGACCACACUGAUAUGCAAGCAGUUUAGAAAACAUGAAAAAAAAUUCUUAAAAAUUCUAAUUUUGAAAUUUAAAUUUUUUGCUUUUAUUUAAGAACAUUCAAGUACAAGGCCCUUGUAAAUCAAGAAAAUCACAAAAUUAAAUUAUAUCUAAAAUAUUGCAAAGAAAAUUCUGACUGAAGGUUAUUUUCCAUCUUUGCCUAUUUAAUAAUUCGGCCAUGCAAGAAAUUUACUAUAUCUUCUGUCCUAAAAUACCGCAUUACAAUUCAUAUACAAAAGUGAAAUUUCUGUACAAAAAUUACACUAAAAUUUUAGGACAAUUUAAAAAGCAAUAUAUUGACUUCUUAGUUUCAAAAAUUCAUUCAUAAAUGUUUGUACUUUCAGACAUAUAAUCGCCAACAGAUUCUAAGAAAGAAAAUCAUCAUUUCACAAUAUUGGAAAAUUUUUUAAUUAAUUGACCCCUUCAAUUCAAAAGUUGAUUUUAUUAGAAACAAUCGAAAUAAAAGUUUAAUGUCGUUUAAAAAAACUUGAGAAUUUUCUUUUAAAAACAUUCUGAAUAUAAAGCCAAAGCAAUUAAUCAAUCUCAAAUGAUCAAAUUCGCCAACUUUUAUGAAAAUUUUGCUUAAAAUGUGUAAUGAGAACCACCUGGAAAAAAAUACAAAAUAAUUGUAUGUAUGGUAUGCUGGAUAGACAACGAUCGAUUUAGUGUAUGCAUGUUUCAUGUUGCAUAUAACAAAAAUUAAAAAGAAAUAUAAAAAAUGUAUUAUAAUAUAGGAUUUAAAAUAUAAUUUGCAUUUAAUAUACCUUAUGAUACGUCCUUAUGAUUAAAAUAAAAUGUAGAACGAGGAAAUAUAUAUUCAAAACAAGAAAACUGUGAAAUAUAUUUAUAAACAUUUUACUCUCCAAAAUUCGAAAUAAAUCAAUAAACAAACAAUCAAAAUGUUUGCGUCUCAAAAAAAACCUUGAAAUAUUUGUUGCGAUGAUUCCUGUACAAGAUGUAAUUAACAUCUUGUAAAAUAUUGAAAAUACCUCAAUUAGUUUUAUGAAUAUUAAUACUGCUGAGACCAUAUAAAAUACUGAAUUUUGUAUUAUACAUUACGAAGAAAUUAUGUUUUCGACUUAAUUUUUUUUCAAAUCGGGCAGUGAGAAUGUUUUGCAAAUUAUUGUUAAUUUGGUAUGAAAGCAGUUAAAAGUAUUGUAUCUCGAAAUUUUGCACAAUUAUAAAUUCCCACCUCAUCCUCUAUCGUCAAAUCAGGAUUCAAGCCAGUUUUUGAAAUUGACUCUGUAUAAUCGAGGAAAAAGUAUCGAUUAUGAUUUGACGAUACAAUUAUACGAUGAAAAAGAAAUUGUAUAAUCGAUCGCAGUGUCGAUAAUAAGGACAAUUUUGUUUCUCAAUAUCACAUCUCCCUAACAAUGAAAAAUAUUAUUACAUUUACCCUUAUAAUCUAGAAUUUAUAUUUGCGCUGAUUUCUUGAUACAUACAAAACAAUUCAAACUCCAAGCUGGAAUAUAGCAUAAAUGCGAGAUAUAAAUUGAAAAGCAUGUUCAUAUAUAAGCAAAGAAGCCAAAUGUACGUAUUUGCUAACGUAUUUAUAAAUGAUCAUCAAUGGAACGCGUUCGUAUAUGAUAUUAAAAGAACUAAUAAUGAUGAUAUUCUUUUAGAACUUUUCCAUAAUACCUCCGAACUCGUUUUUAAACUAAUUUGAUAUACUAAUUAAAAAGAGAGCACAUAAGAUACCUACUCUUGACGUGGCCCAAUAGCUAGCUUUUAAACUGUUAGAAAUAAGUCUACAUUUCCAGUUAGUAAAAGGCUUUAAAUGACGUUGAGAAUUUUCUUUUAUGUUGUUUCAAUCAAUAAAGUAACGGCUGAAAAAGAGAAUCAAAAUUUUUAUACAAUUUUCAGGUAUUAUUAACCAUAUUUGGUAAAAAUUUCUUGAUAUACGAACAUUUUCAGCAAUAAAAAAUUGACUCGAUUGCGAUUAAAAUAGACCGUGAAAUGAACCUUUGAAUUUCAUUACUUUAAGUCAAUCAAUAGCCGCCUCGAGCAAGCUCCUCUCAUUGGUUUCGAAAUUAGUUUAUGGGAAAAGAUUAGAGUGUUAAUUAAAAAAAAAGUUUA
Argiope bruennichi is the source of this 4383-nucleotide messenger RNA. RefSeq names its product homeobox protein unc-4 homolog. The transcript is spliced from 5 exons. Gene Ontology annotation, biological process: regulation of DNA-templated transcription. Gene Ontology annotation, molecular function: DNA-binding transcription factor activity, RNA polymerase II-specific; sequence-specific double-stranded DNA binding. Bases 161 to 1429 code for a protein of 422 amino acids. The record is from RefSeq and is a predicted model, not a curated record. Lineage: Eukaryota; Metazoa; Arthropoda; Arachnida; Araneae; Araneidae.